AUGUAAACAGAAUAAUUUUUUUUUGAUUCUUCAAAUACGAAUGAUAAGAAUCAGUGGGUUAAGCUAGACUCUAUCAAGAGACCCAUUUCCACUAUCAGAUUAUUCGAAGGGACCCUAUUCAUGAAAAGCAAGAAACAAGAUGUUUUUAAGCCUAAAUUUUUUAAGUUGUUUUCUGAUAGGCUGAACUUAUAUAAAAAUGGCAGAGAGUAAAAGGAAAUGGCUGCCCUAUUCUUAACAAACGUAUAUUUGGACUUAAGAUUUCUGGGCGAAUAGGAAAAAGAUAAAUUUCCCAUAAUCUUAUUAAACGGAAAUCGAAAGUUGGUGUUGAAUGCUCGGUCUUAGGAAAGCCAGACCAAAUGGAUUGAAUAAUUCAAAAAAACCUGCAUUCUGAACAAUUAUAGGGGGGUCUACACUAAUAUUAAGGUGUUGGGCAAGGGCACCUUUGCAAAGGUUUUAUUAGCUGAAAAAAUAGGAAAUAAAUCCAAAUUCGCUGUUAAGACCUUCCAGAAAUUAGCUUUGAUGGAUAAAACUAAUACUCAACGGUAAGGAUUAUUAAAUGAAAUAAAUUUGUUGAGAUCAUGUGAUCACCCGAAUAUCAUCAAACUGUAUGAGAUUUAUGAAAGUGGAGAUUAUAUUUAUUUAGUUAUGGAGUUGCUGGAGGGAGGGGAAUUAUUUGAUUUAAUACUUGAGACUCCCUAAUUUAUAGAGUCUAAGAUAGCAUUAAUCAUGUUCAAAAUAUUUGAUGCCUUGGAGUAUCUUCAUACGAAGAACAUUAUGCAUAGAGAUAUUAAGCCAGAGAAUAUAUUAUUAAAUGAUAAAUCAGACAAUUUCGAUCUAAAAAUAGCUGACUUUGGCUUAGCAUCCUACACUGAAAGUGAAUUACAAAUCAAAAGAUGUGGCACUCCAGGGUAUGUAGCACCAGAAAUUCUAUAAGAUUAAAAAUAUAAUGAAAAAGUGGAUGUUUUCAGUGCUGGAAUUAUACUCUAUAUAUUACUGACUGGCUAAGCCCCAUUUUAUGGCAACAGUUUAGACGAUGUGAUAGAGAAGAACAGAGCAUGUCAAAUCAAUUUCAAAGAUUUAAAAGUAUCUCAAGAUGCUUUGGAUUUACUGUACAAAACAUUGGAACCAAAUCCCUAGAAUAGAAUUUCCUCUUUGGAAGCCCUCUCUCAUCCCUUUAUCUCUAGAUUAUAUAAAAGAUAAAUUACUAGUAUGGAUGAUAUCCCAUUGGAUGACUUACCCAGUGAUAACUAUAGUGCUUUUGAAAACAUGAAGAAAUUUUGUCAAAACGACAUGAGAUUCAAAGUGUCCAAACUUAAAAAAAAUGAGUUGCUUCAACAGACUCCUUUCAUGGGAACCAGAGAAUAUGACCCAAUCAAAGCAUCCUUUGAUAGCUGGCUAUAUGAAAAAACAAAUGAAAUGGAAUCCAAACAAACUAUACGGACUCCCUAGAUUCAACAACAACAAUCCUCAGGCUCUGAAUUUUCAAUUCUAAGUACUCCUGAAUCAAGAAGAGAUACCUAAAAGUUUAUUCAAUUGAACCCAUUGCAGUAAAUAGCUUAUAAGCAAUCACCUAAUUAAUCGAUAUACUCCCCUAAUAAUUAAUAAAAAGAGUAAAUUCAAAUGAAUUUCAAGAAAGCCAACCAAGUUAGAGAUUAAUUAAAAAAAAUAAGUUUUUGA
Messenger RNA from Paramecium tetraurelia, 1677 nucleotides. RefSeq lists its product as uncharacterized. The record is from RefSeq and is a predicted model, not a curated record. Gene Ontology annotation, cellular component: spindle pole; nucleus; centrosome. Gene Ontology annotation, molecular function: protein kinase activity; ATP binding. NCBI's taxonomy places the organism in Eukaryota, Ciliophora, Oligohymenophorea, Peniculida, Parameciidae. Gene Ontology annotation, biological process: regulation of cytokinesis; mitotic cell cycle; protein phosphorylation. The transcript has 6 exons.